GUUCUGUCUGAAAGAAUCUCACACGGUAAAGUACAAAACCGACGACGGCGACUUUCCCCAUGAUCUGAGUUUCUGAACCAAAGGUCUUCCCCUGAAUUUCACGGGAAUCUCUGAUUGUUUUUCGGGUAAAAUUAUUCGUAUUUUCUCUCUCUCUCUCUCUCCUACAUUGUUUAUCAGAGCCAGAGCUACGUGGCAGCUUGUCGGAAAAUAAAACUUCCGCUGACGGUGACGGUGAAGAAGAAGAAGCAAGUAUAGUUUCUCUUUUGAUCCAACACCGAUCGAAACUCAAAGGUUUCUACUUCACGACACCGUUUCGGAUCUCUGUUUCUGAGAUCCUUCACCGUUACCGCGUAAAUGGAUCCGACUUCUCGACCCGCUGUUGUCAUCGACAACGGAACCGGGUAUACAAAGAUGGGAUUUGCGGGUAACGUAGAACCAUGUUUCAUUCUUCCCACGGUAGUUGCAGCUAACGAGUCUUUCCUGAGCCAACCCAAGAGCUCUUCAAAAGGGUCUUCUUGGGCAGCUCAGCACAACGCUGGAGUCGCGGCCGAUAUGGACUUCUUCAUCGGAGACGAAGCUGUUACCAAGUCACGGUCUAGUAGCACUUACAACCUUCGUUAUCCCAUCGAGCAUGGUCAGGUCGAGGACUGGGAUGCUAUGGAAAGGUAUUGGCAGCAGUGUGUGUUUAACUACCUGAGGUGCGAUCCAGAGGAUCAUUACUUUCUUCUCACCGAAAGCCCUCUCACUCCUCCUGAGAGCCGAGAGUACACUGGAGAGAUUCUGUUCGAGACUUUUAAUGUUCCCGGGCUUUACAUUGCUGUUAACUCGGUGCUUGCUCUUGCAGCUGGGUACACUACUUCCAAGUGUGAGAUGACAGGGGUUGUAGUUGAUGUCGGAGAUGGCGCGACUCGUGUUGUACCUGUUGCAGAAGGUUAUGUUAUUGGGAGCUGUAUCAGAACGGUUCCGAUUGCUGGCAAAGAUGUCACCCUCUUUAUCCAGCAACUCAUGCGUGAAAGAGGUGAGAAUAUACCACCGGAAGAUUCAUUUGAUGUUGCACGUAAAGUGAAGGAAAUGUACUGCUACACUUGUUCAGACAUCGUUAAGGAGUUUAACAAACACGACAAAGAGCCAGGAAAGUAUAUUAAACAAUGGAAAGGUGUUAAGCCAAAGACUGGUGCGCCAUACACUUGUGACGUGGGAUACGAACGUUUCCUUGGACCUGAGGUCUUCUUUAAUCCAGAGAUAUACAGCAAUGAUUUUACUUCUUCUUUACCGGCUGUGAUAGACAAAUGUAUCCAGUCUGCGCCAAUUGACACACGGAGAGCUUUAUAUAAGAACAUAGUAUUGUCUGGAGGUUCAACUAUGUUCAAAGAUUUCGGAAGAAGGUUACAAAGAGAUCUCAAAAAGAUUGUUGAUGCUCGUGUGCUAGCUAACAACGCACGUACCGGUGGUGAAAUCACGUCUCAACCUGUGGAGGUUAAUGUGGUGAGCCACCCUGUCCAGAGGUUUGCUGUUUGGUUUGGAGGCUCUGUGCUUUCGUCAACUCCCGAGUUUUUCGCGAGUUGCAGAACGAAAGAGGAGUAUGAGGAAUGUGGAGCAAGCAUAUGCCGUACUAAUCCGGUGUUCAAAGGGAUGUAUUAAAAACAAACUGAAGGUGCUUCAUAAAAAUAAUUCACCAGCAUCGUCUUAGAUCAAUGUGAAUGUUUGUCUGAAACACUCCACUUUAGAUUCUUGUAACCCAAACUAUUUUGGCUUUAGAGUGCAUGAGUUGAGUUCACACAAACAAUGUAAGCUAAGCUUGAUGUAGUAGAAGAAUUCGUAUCAA
Raphanus sativus (radish) is the source of this 1825-nucleotide messenger RNA. Its product is annotated as actin-related protein 3. The transcript has 9 exons. The record is from RefSeq and is a predicted model, not a curated record. The coding region runs from base 355 to 1641 and encodes 428 amino acids. Gene Ontology annotation, biological process: Arp2/3 complex-mediated actin nucleation. NCBI's taxonomy places the organism in Eukaryota, Viridiplantae, Streptophyta, Magnoliopsida, Brassicales, Brassicaceae. Gene Ontology annotation, molecular function: actin filament binding. Gene Ontology annotation, cellular component: Arp2/3 protein complex; actin cortical patch.